CGAUAAUCUCCCAGCGUACCUCACAUUCGCGGGCAGCGAGCCCAUUGAUCAUCAUCGAAAGUCUCCUCUCACCAGCGAAGCACACGAAGCCGUCAUGUUCCCGCCUUCCUCCCCGAUCGCUGCGACCGGUAACCAACAGCCAUGGGUUCCCCGAGCGGCAACCAGAACCCGCACCGUCGCGCAGAGAAAGGUGUACGGGAAGAAGAGAGCAGAUGCUCCGAGGGCGGUGUUUGAUCAGCGAAGCCCCGCUAAGGCUCCGGGGUGGUUGGAACCCAAGAAGCACGAGAAGGAGAGCGGCGAGGAUGCUGUGGAGGGUGUGCGGGUGAAACUAGCGGAGGUGGCGAUUGAGGAGAAAAGCACGCCUAUAGACCUGACGAGGAAGGGUAAAGCUGGAAGGACGAGGAAGACGGCCUCAGAGGACCGACCGGAGGUCGUGCAGUUGGUUGAAGAGAAGGAGGUAAAGCCUACUUCUGCUGGGGAUCGGCCCGUCCGAAUUUCGAAACCACAAGAUGAGCCGGAAAACGACGAACACGCGCAAGUCCAACUGAUGGACACCGAUGCACAGGAGACAAAUACCCGCCAAACAGCGAAGCCACGGUACGACACAAUGGUGGAAGUCCGCAUCAGUCCUAAGACCCCGACAGAGCGAACCCGACGACGGAACAAGACGUGCGCAGCUUUCAUAGAAUCUGAGACAAUAGAAUCUGAGACGAGGACAUCACGAAGGAACAAGGACAAGCCAAUGGCCCGGGUGUCGUCUGGUUGUGUUACGAAUGAGAAGGCCAAUGAAUAUGUUCGCCCGAUCUUGAAUGAGGCGCUGUCCGUGGCCGCGGCGCAGAGUGUCCAGAAGUUUGACUCGUGGGCUGGCCGGGCUGGGAACAUGCUAGAGGUGGUCAAAAUUGCGGAAGGGUCAUAUGGAGAGGUCUAUAAACUUCGAUUACGAGAGGAGGUGUGCAGGAAGGAGAUGUCCAGAUCCAAGCUCGCGCGCCUGAAGGCCUAUGGCGACGGGGUCUUCAAAGUUGUGCCCCUGCGGGCUCAGAGUGGGCCAGGCUCGAAGAAGUUUACCAGCAUUGAUGAGAUCGUGUCCGAAGUCAAGAUGCUCAAAUACCUGGAUCCGAUCCCAGGGUUUGCUCGCUUCAGAGAAAUCCAUGUGGUUCAGGGCCGAUUCCCCGAUUCGUUCCAGAAAGCCUGGGACCACUACAAGAAGACCCAGGACGACUGCUGGAAUCCGAACCCAUCUAGUAAACGGGCCUAUCCCGACACGCAAUUGUGGGCAAUUGUGGAAAUGGAUGAUGCUGGCUGCGAACUGGAGAAGUUUGCUUGGACUUCUAUCUUCCAGAUCUACGAUAUCUUCUGGGGAGUGGCAAUGGCGCUUGCUCGAGCGGAAGAAUACGCAUUGUUCGAGCACCGCGACCUACAUUUAGGCAACGUUUGUAUUCGAAGUACUCGGCCAGGGGGGUGCAUGGAUCCACCCACAAACAAAGAGAUCACGCAUCAGUCGUACAAAAGUGGCUUCGGACUCAGCUCCCUCGAGACGACCAUCAUCGACUAUUCUUUGUCUCGCGCACAACUGCACCUCAGCGAAGCGGCCGAGGCCUUCCAGAUUGCCUCGUCAGACCUCGACAAGAAACAAAUUUUCGAUGCAAUCGGACGGGAUGAGGAUGAGAUCAUGCUCAGAAACACAUAUCGAUACAUGCGCGCCCAGCUCUAUCACGGCGAUCCCCUCAAGACGGAGAAAUGCCCCGACAUCGCGGGAAUCUGGGCCGAGUACGCCCCUCGAACCAACCUCGUCUGGCUUCUCUUUCUCCUCCAGUCCCUCCUUAAGAAUAGAAAACCCGAGGGCCCCUCGCUCCCAGCACCUCGUCAACCCCUGGCCCCCUGCUCACCUAACAAGGGCCUCAAGCCGGCCGCUGCAUCCAAGAAGAACACCCUUAAGCCACAAACGCCGCCGACGGUGACCCCUGUUCACGCUGAUGGUGUCUUGGACUUGAAGCAGACGCUCGAGAAGAGAUUGACCGCCGUGCUGGAACUGCUCGACCUCGAACACGGACAUGAAGACAUGUGCUGUGCUGCGGAUCUAGUCGCCUACGCGAUUGACUCCCAGUGGCUGGAUGAGCAGGACUUUUUCUGAUUUGUGAUCUUGCUUCUUCCUUGUUGCGCUUUGCGAGGGCGCCGGAGGUUUUAUCUUUACGGUUUUAUCUUUGUGUUUUGCAUGAUAACCUAUAUAUGGCGGGGGCGUUAUAAGCGGCAUUAGUUCUCUGGGUUAGAAUAUACCACUUGGCAUCGUUGAAGCGAUUAUGCUGUUUGGAUGGAAUUUCAAGUAUG
Aspergillus japonicus CBS 114.51 is the source of this 2325-nucleotide messenger RNA. RefSeq lists its product as uncharacterized. Gene Ontology annotation, molecular function: histone H3T3 kinase activity. The transcript is spliced from 3 exons. NCBI's taxonomy places the organism in Eukaryota, Fungi, Ascomycota, Eurotiomycetes, Eurotiales, Aspergillaceae. Gene Ontology annotation, cellular component: cytoplasm; nucleus. The record is from RefSeq and is a predicted model, not a curated record. The coding region runs from base 95 to 2131 and encodes 678 amino acids. Gene Ontology annotation, biological process: mitotic cell cycle; intracellular signal transduction.